This is a messenger RNA of Manduca sexta (tobacco hornworm), 4315 nucleotides long. RefSeq names its product heterogeneous nuclear ribonucleoprotein U. The record is from RefSeq and is a predicted model, not a curated record. Lineage: Eukaryota; Metazoa; Arthropoda; Insecta; Lepidoptera; Sphingidae. Gene Ontology annotation, molecular function: protein binding. Bases 179 to 4018 code for a protein of 1279 amino acids. The transcript is spliced from 28 exons.
UUGAGUCCCUCACUAGUAUCCCGUCUGCUUUGCGCCGCCAAACGCCAUCUUGGAUUUGUUUGGCGCUUUUCAUUGUGAAUAUACGCCAGUAAUGUUUAAUUUUACUUAAUUUGUGAUUUUUGACUGUUAACUGUUAGAAAUUGGAACUUGCACAGUGGAGAAAUAUAAAUAAACAAUUAUGGAUCCGGCUAAAAUGAAAGUUGUGGAUCUAAGAUCCGAGCUUGGUGCUCUUGGAUUGGAUACCAAAGGGAACAAGCCGGCUUUGGUCGAAAGAUUGAAAAAAGCUUUAGAAUCUAUGACUGGAAAAACUUUACCGGACACGUCGAUAUUGGACACCACAAACGAGGACGCUGGCGAGCCGGCAACGCCGCGGCGGCCUGCGGCGAGGACCACGCGGCGGUCUUCAUCCUCCAGGCUCGCCGCCACACCUGCCAAGAUCGUUCGCGAGGAGCCACCACCCGAGCCUAUUCGGGAGGAAGUGAAGGACGAUGGCGCCGAGCGCUACUCUCCUGGGCUGGACUCCGACUCAGAGUCUGCUAAGUCGCCGAAGGUUGAUGCGCCUGUUGAACCACCGAAGCCGCAAGAGGCGCCCGAACCGGUCGCCGCGCCUGAACCCAUCGCCGCGCCUGAACCCGUCGCCGCGCCUGAACCCGCGCCCGCGCCCGAGCCCGAACCUGCGCCCGAACAGGAACCGGAGCCUGUCAAACCUCAAGAACCGCCUCAGGAAGUUUCUGAAGAGAAAUCAGAACCAAUGGAAACCCAGGAGGUCAAAUCAUCACCGAUAAAGAAAGAUCAUCGGGAAGAUGAUGAUAUUGUAAAAGAACCGGAGACAACUAGUGAAGAGAAAGUAGAGAAAGGUGAUUAUGAACAGAUGGACCAGGAUCAGGGUGAGGAGAAGAAAGAGCAUGAGGCUGAAGAGGCUCCUGGUGACGAAAAGAAACGGCCACUAACCGAGGAGGAAGAAUGGGAGGAAAUGAACGAGAGACUCCGAAUCAAGGAACAGGAGAGAUUGGAGCGCGAGAAACAACAGGCGGACGAGGAAGCCCAGAAAUUAGAAGCUAUGAGCCAAGACCCUAUAAAGUACCAACGCCUGAAGAGGAAGCAAGAGAAAAAGGCGAGAUGGCGCAACUUCUAUAGGAGCAUUGAGGCCACCAAUGAGAUUCUGACGCCACCCGCAGAGGAGCAUCAUGACAAAGGCAGAAAGCAUUCGCAGUCGGCGGAGGCCAAAGUAGAAGAGCCAGAGAUCAACGAUGAAGUUGUGACGCUGUCUUGGUACGACAGUUCCCUGAACCAGUACAUCGAGCUGCCGGGGUUGAACAGCGUGGUGCCGCUCACCGACGGCGCCUUCGCGCACGCCUGGGCCGGCGUCCGCGCCACGCACGGCGCCGUGUCGGGCCGCCUCAUGUACGAGGUGCGCGUGGGCGCCGUGGUAACGACGACAGAGGCGCUGGAGAAGGAUGUUAUCACAUCUGGCCUAAGGAUGGGAUGGUCUACUGAAGACUCCUCCUUGCACCUUGGCGAGGGCGAGCUGAGCUGGGCGUACGAGAGCUCGGGCCGCGCCGUGCACAACGCGGAGUUCAGCGACUACGGGCAGGCGCUCAACGAGAAGGACGUCGUCGGCGUCUACCUGGAUUUGGAGUCGAGCCCAUGCAAGAUCUUGUACACGGUGAACGGUGUGGAGCAAGGCGUGGCGCACGAGUUCGACAAGGAGGUACUCGGAGACAAGCCACUCUACCCGCACAUCCUCACCAAGAACAUGUGCUACAAGGUCAACUUUGGAUAUGACAGAUACAACAUGCUGACCAAGACAAAGAUAGUGCGCAAGCGUUUAGAGAUACCGAUCGAGCAAGUCCUAGAAGAGAAGAAAGCCAUGGAUGCGGAGGCGCAGCGGCGCAGAGAGGAGGCCGCCAAGAAUGAGAAGGAACGGAAGGAGAGAGAGAGGAAGGAGAGGGAGGAGCGACAGAGGAAGAAGAAAGAGGAACGUGAAAAACAAGAACGCGAAAGGAAAGAAGCUGAAGCGAAGGAGAGAAGAGAGAAGGGCGAGGAAGAGAUGGAUACCGCCGAGAAGGAGAAAGAGAAAGAAAAAGAGGACAGCGCCGAUGACACAGAGAAAGACGAUAAAGAUGACAAGGAAGAUAAGCCACAAGAAAAUGGCGAUAAGGCGGACGACUCGCAGGACUCGUCGGAACCGAAGGUGGACAUGAAGCCUGAACCGAUGGAGACCGAGCAGCCUGCUGAGGGACAGGAGAAUGAAGAGGCUGUGAAGGCGGAACCAGCAGAAGGCGACACUGCCGAGGCUGAAGUCACCGAGGAACAAGUUUACAAAGGACUUGUGCUCGACAAGAAAAUAAAAUUCGUUAUUAGGUACACUGUGGAAGAAGAGCUGGAGGGUGCGGAGGCGUGCCUGCUGCCCGGCUACGUGUUCCUGAAGGACGCGCUGGCGCACCUGCUGCCCGGGCCCCGGCGCCCCGCCACCAGGGCCGACUGCGAGGUGAUCCUCAUGGUGGGCAUGCCGGGCGUGGGCAAGACUCACUGGGCGCGGCGCCACUGCGAGCAGCACCCCGAGCGGCGCUACAACGUGCUCUCCACCGGCACGCUCUUCCACGACAUGCAGGUGGACUGUAAGCCCUUCCGAACGUCGUACGAGGGCAGGUGGGACGCUAUGGUCUCCAAGUGCGCUAAGUGCGUGCUAAAGUUGUUGGAAAUCGCACGCGGACGCAGGAGGAAUUAUAUACUCGACCAGACCAACGUAUAUCCGUCGGCCCAGAGGCGCAAGUUGAGGGAAUUCGACGGUUACCGGCGAGUCGCCGUCGUGAUAGUCACCGACGACGAAACCUACCGCGCACGAUCCAAGCGCAGGGAGGAGGCCGACGGCAAGGAGGUGCCCGACGGGGCGGUCGUGGACAUGAAAGCCAACUUCACGCUGCCCGACAAGUGCUCGUGGCUCGACGACGUGCUGUACCCCGAGCUGAGCGGCGACGAGGCGCGCCGGGUCGUGGAGGGCUACCACCGCGAGGCCAAGGCGGCCGGCGUGUGCCGCGACCGCGACAAGCGCGAGCGCUCCGCCUCGCGCGACGCGCCCGCCGCCAAGCGCCCGCGCUCGCAGGACCGGCGCGGCCCGCCCGAGCGCCGCCGCGACCGACCCAACCAGUACAACGAUGACAGAUGGGGCGGCGGUGGCGGUGGCGGCGGCGGCAGCAGAUGGGGCGCUGGUGGGGGAGGCCGCGGCGGAGGGGGGCGCUGGGGACCGCCUCGCGACCGACCUGGACCCACCAACACGCGGUUCGACCGGGGCUGGGGACAACAGCCAGCGCGAGGAGAGUUCGGCCGCGAGCGCGAAGGAUUCCGCGGCGGUCGCGGCGGCGGCGGCGGCGGCGGGCGCGGCUCGGGCGGCGCGGCGCGCGGCGCGGCCGAGCGCUUCCCGCGCGACCGCCCGCCGCGACCGCACGACCGCGCCGACAAGCGCGUGCCGCACGCGCACGGUGGCGGCGGCGCGGGCGCUGGCUCGUGGCAGCGCGGCGGACAGGUGCAGAACAACCGCGGCGGCGCCAUGCUGCCCGCCAGGAACAACGCACCGCAGCAGGGACGCGGGCCCAACCAGAAGGACGGACCUAACCAGAACCAGCAACAGAACCAACAGGGCUCGCAGCCGUGGAACCAGUGGGCCGGCAACUGGGGCGGUUGGGGCAACUGGAACCAGAAUCAAGGCUGGGGCAACUGGGGCAAUUGGGGUAACUGGGGCAACGCAGGGGCGGCGGGCGGCGCGGCCGGCGCGGGCCAACAACACGCGCAGGGCAAGGGCCAGCAGCAACAGUGGCCCGCCAACUACACCGCGCAGCAGUGGUACCAGUGGCAGCAGUGGCAACAGCAACAGCAACAGUGGCCCGGGUAUCAACAAGGCAACCAGCAAGCGGGCAACUCAGCAGACGUGCAAGCUUGGGCUCAAUACUAUCAGAACUGUGGCGCGAAUUCGGCAAAUUCUGGCAACACGGGCGCAGGCGCGAGCGACAAGAAGUGAUGCGCACGCGCAGCGCCGCACUUCCGCGUGUAUCCGCGAGUGGCGCCGGGUGGGGACACUAGUGACCGCCCUCUUGUUUAGUCGUAAGGAUUGGCGCCGCACGUCUGUGAGACUCGGCCAACCAAACUCUUCGGUAUAAGCAUGGACUACGGUUUAGAACGGCGUUCUGUUUUAAACCUAGAUAGGUUAAUGUAGACUAAGUGAUGCGAAUGGUUGAGUGAGCGAGGCUUGUGUGUACAAACGGUGGAGCAGUGGUGAAUGAAUUGGGUUAUAUUAUUGUAAUAAAUGAUGAUACUA